Molecule: messenger RNA, 1169 nt
Organism: Pseudoliparis swirei
Lineage: Eukaryota; Metazoa; Chordata; Actinopteri; Perciformes; Liparidae
Exons: 4
Coding region: 3-848 (281 amino acids)
Source: RefSeq, a predicted model, not a curated record
AGAUGGAUACUGAGUGGAGGGAUAUUGACGAUGUGUUCACUGCUGUUGCCGACAUUGUGGAGGAAGCCAAAGAGACAGCUCUCAAGCCGCUGAAGGAGAGGAGAAAAGUUGUCAAGGAAGAGGCGAACGGCAUCAGAAAGGAGUUGGAAGCUGAGAUCAACAGCCUUGAGAAAACCAUCUCUGAGCUGGACAACAUAUCUUUGCUCGAGGAUCACAUCCUUUUCCUGAAGACUUACCCGGCUCUUCAAGAGCUGGACAACCUCAACGACUCAACGGGGCUGGAGCUCGACACCUCGCUGUCUUUUGGCACCUUGAGGAAAACCACAGCAGCCAUGUUGGAACAAAUUCAACGGAAACUUGAGAAGCUGACCUCCACCGAACUUCAGAGAGUUCCAAAGUUCCGAGUGGACGUGACGCUGGACCGGACCACCGCCCACCGACGCCUCGUUCUGUCCGACGACGAGAAGGAAGUGAGAGAUGGCGGGGCGAACCGCCAGUUCCUGGAGGGCCUCCAGGACCUGGCUGCGAGGCAGACCUUCGCCCUCGGACAGCUGGGGCUAGUCACUGCCUCCCAGGACCCGUCGGAGCUGCCGACCCCCGAGGCCCAGGAGCCGUCGGAGCUGCCGACCCCCGAGGGCCAGGAGCCGUCGGAGCUGCCGACCUCCAAGCCCCAGGAUCCGUCGGAGCUGCCGACCCCCGAGCCCCAGGACCCGGCGGCGCUGCCGACGACCCAUGUUCCCCGGGACCCAUCGGCGGAAGGCCGACCCUGGUUCCCCGUGACCCGAUGCCGCUACCGACCUCUGAUCCCCGGGGCCCGUCGGCGGAAGGCCGACCCUGGUUCCCCGUGACCCGACGCCGCUACCGCCCUGAUCCCCGGGGCCCGUCCCUGCCCCGUCCCCAUCUCGGCUGGCUUCAGCUCAACGUCCCGGUCGACCCCACACUGUAAGAAAAAAACCCGUAAAAAGAAGGUCAAAUGACUGGCUACGGCUGCCAAACAAAAACCGUAAAUUUAAGGUAAAAUACCUUACUUCAAAUAAAGGACGAAAACCAUAAAUUUACAGUAAUUUUCAUUAAAGAUUUUGCAGUGAAAUACUGUUUUUUUACAGAUUUUUCCUGUAAUAUUACAAUCAAACACCUUAAUUAAAGUGAUAUUUCUAUAGGUUCUGCAG